Messenger RNA from Puccinia triticina, 324 nucleotides. RefSeq lists its product as uncharacterized. The transcript has a single exon. NCBI's taxonomy places the organism in Eukaryota, Fungi, Basidiomycota, Pucciniomycetes, Pucciniales, Pucciniaceae. The record is from RefSeq and is a predicted model, not a curated record. Bases 1 to 324 code for a protein of 107 amino acids.
AUGGCCAACGAUAUCUCUUCGCAACCCUUCAGGUAUCACCUUCUGUGUGUCCAACAGAUUCAGCUAUCAACCCCCUCACCCCCAACCUUCCACCACCCGAACCUUCAGACAACCCUCCCUUACCAAUCCCAAUGCACCCAACUAGCAAAAGCGAAGCUGAUCCCUUGCCUCGAGGCUCCAGUCAUCCCACCUACAGGUCCUGAUGAAGCCUCGACCAGCUUGCUUGACCCACGCCCAGAACUCACAACUCAUGAUCAAUCAUCAGCCUCUCAUCCCAAAGAGGUAGCAGCCGCCACUGGUCAAUGUGAAAAACAGUCUGUUUAA